GUCAAGUACAAGCCCCGCCUACUGCCUGUCACGUGACACUUUGAAAACAACCAAUGAGGUGACUCGCAUUACUUACAUAAGGUACAGCGAACAACCCACCGUCUACAUUAUAGUCGUUCACGAGCCAACCGAUGGUGUCGAGUAGUACGGAAUGAGCGAUGACGACAAAACUGACUUCGUUGUCCAGCAGGACAAGUUGGGCCUCGUCAUCGGUCGCGACGGCCGCACGAAGGCAAGAAUCGAGCGCCUCUUCGCCGUGCGAAUGGAUCUCACGUCGCACAGGCAGCCCGACGGGGAAUGGGUGACUCUAUGCGGACUCGCAGACAAUAGAAAGAAAGCUCAGGAAUUCAUCAUGUCGCUCUGCUAUCCAGAGAAGAUAAUUGCCGUCGCUUUUCCUGCCUACAUGAAGGCCGAACUGAUUGGCAAGAACGGUUACAAUCACCAGCUACUCGAGACGAACUCGGGCGCCGUCGUCGUCUUCCGCGACGACAACGUGGCCGAAAUUCGCGGCAACCCCGUCUCCGUCGUGACGGCGCAGUCGAUCAUCGAGGGGCAGAUCGAGCAACACGCGCGUCGACGUGCAGAGUCGGGCUCGCCGACCGAUCGACACGAUGCCACAUCGAAUCAGUUGGGUCUCUACAGAAUGGGAGAAGCAACGUCGCAAGAGAUCAUCGACCGCAGAGACGGACGGAAGCAGCCUUAUGGGGGCAGCGUGGAAGUCGACGAACUUUGGGUGCAGAAACCGGAUGCCAUAGAAGCAAGUUUGAACAGGAAAAGUGCAACUCCCACCUUGACGACUGCAUCCGCGGCUGUUGCCGCCGACCAGAGCAUUAUCGUUUUUUCGAAAAAGCUCGGUUACUCCGAACAGGACGUUUGUCGUGUUAUCGAGCGAUUAGGACCCGAGGCGGAUCGGAAUGCGGUGUUGGACACGUUGCUAAAAUUCGCUCGCAAAUCACAACCGGAAAACGGCUCGUUGCUCGCGCCUCAGAGGCCCACGUCGAGUCGACCGACGCUCAGAGCAAUCGUUAUCGAUGGAAGCAACGUUGCUAUGAGACAUGGCAAUAAUCGAGUGUUUUCUUGUCGGGGUAUUGGUCUUUGUGUGGAUCAUUUUUUGAAGGAGGGACACAGGCAAAUCACAGUGUUUGUUCCUUCUUGGCGAAAAGAAAAGUCGUCACCUGAUACUCCCAUAGAAAACCAGGAAGUUUUGUAUGCCCUCGAGAAAGAUAACUAUUUGGUAUUUACUCCCUCAAGGAAAGUUCAAGGUAAAAGGAUUGUUUGUUAUGAUGAUCGGUUUAUUGUUCGACUGGCAGCCGAGACGAAUGGAGUUAUUGUAUCGAAUGAUACUUACCAAGAUCUGCUCAAAGAGAAUAAUCCCGAGUGGAAGGCGGUCAUCGAGCGUCGACUACUGAUGUAUACCUUUGUUGGCGACAAAUUCAUGUUGCCAGAUGAUCCUCUAGGAAGGAAGGGUCCAGGCCUUAAAGAGUUUCUGCGAUGUGAGGCUUAUCAGGCAGCAGCUCCAACUUCCUCUGUGGCUUCAUCUUUUCCUCUUACCAGCAGGUCGGUUGGGAAUGUCGACUAUAAGAAUACUGUAUGCCCAUAUUUGGGAAAAUGUACUUACGGAAGUAAAUGCAAAUAUAAGCAUCCUGAUCGAGAACAGCAGCAGCAACAACAACAGCAGCAGCAGCAGCAGCAGCAGCAGUCGUUGUCGUUGUCGUCGUCGUCGUCAUCGGCUAUGGACCAUCAACUGUAUGCACCUCCUGUUUCGAGCUUGUCGUCGCCUGCUGUGACUGGUCAGUAUUCCAUAUCUCGGACUUCUGAUAAUUCUGGGUCGUAUGGUCACCAUAUAACUGAAAGUGGGUAUGUAUCGGAUUUGCUGCAGACACGUGGAAGCAUUACGACCCAACAAGGACACACUGAGUAUCAACUUCCUACUCUCUCACAAGGAGGACAAUAUCAAGCACGUGAUCUUCACCAUGUUGGUUAUGUACCAGUUGACCAUACUGCUCAAAGAUACCAACCAGACGACCAAGCAUAUCAACCGUCUCGGGGUAGGUACUUGCCUAAGGAGGCAGGUCAGGAAUAUCAAAGUGAAAGUACACGUAGCUACAGUGAACUAGUGUCACGUGGGCAUGAUAAUCGAUUACAAUACCCACCAGAAGCGGCAUAUCGUCCGCAAUAUGAGCAACGAUCGAGACACUUUGAUGAUCCAUAUGGUGACUACUAUACAAGUCGAAGAGCUGCUGCUGUACAACAUAAUUAUUCUCAAGGUGCUCACAGGGAGACGUACUUUCAUGAUCACAGUGAUCCAAAUCCAAUUGAUUUCAGUGGAAAUUACACGGGUCAGGCCGUAUCUGCUCCGUUGCGACCAUACCAGUCAGGUAUUUCUCGGUCGCAACGUACACAUUACACACCCGGUGGUUACUAUCAGCAGAUGCAACCUCAAGUCACCGGUCAGGGAGACAUGGCUCAUCAUUCUUUCUCACAUCAUAACAACACACGUCCUGUUCAUGUGACUGAACGCCUCUUCUGUGAAGCACUACAAGUUCUUCCGAAUCACAAGCAACAGCUUCAAGAAGCUCUUGUCAUGUAUCCACACAUAGACACAGUGAAAAGUCUUGUCGCAGUUGUACUCGACAAUAUCAUCCCAAUGUAGAGUACGAGUCCAGAGUGAGUCGUCUCACAUUCUGGAUGCACAACAAACAUUCUUUAUGUAGAUGUUAUGCAUCGAUUGAGUAUUGACAUUAAUUCUAGUUUCCUAGCUGGCUGUUGUUAUUUGUUACCAGGCUGGCAUACUCUGUACCUACCAAGCAGGUUAUUGUAACACUGAGCUCAUUGUAGUCUUGUAGUUAAGAACUUUAGCUGAAAUGAAUGUAUCCUUCCGUUUUGGGUUGUUGGAUCAUUAUUAUAGUAUAAAGCGUUAUUCUAAGCAUUACUACUGUA
Molecule: messenger RNA, 2940 nt
Organism: Corticium candelabrum
Lineage: Eukaryota; Metazoa; Porifera; Homoscleromorpha; Homosclerophorida; Plakinidae
Product: probable ribonuclease ZC3H12C
Exons: 3
Coding region: 152-2653 (833 amino acids)
Cellular component (GO): nucleus; cytoplasmic ribonucleoprotein granule
Molecular function (GO): metal ion binding; mRNA binding; RNA endonuclease activity
Source: RefSeq, a predicted model, not a curated record